This is a messenger RNA of Malaya genurostris, 996 nucleotides long. RefSeq names its product trypsin-4-like. Lineage: Eukaryota; Metazoa; Arthropoda; Insecta; Diptera; Culicidae. The record is from RefSeq and is a predicted model, not a curated record. Gene Ontology annotation, biological process: proteolysis. Gene Ontology annotation, molecular function: serine-type endopeptidase activity. Bases 1 to 996 code for a protein of 331 amino acids. The transcript is spliced from 4 exons.
AUGUUCCUAAACCUAAGAGAUGUUGUUACUUGCUGCAGUCUGUUGAUGAUUGUGAUAACCGGAGCGAUCAGUGCUGUGAUAAGCGAAACAGAUAUCGAAAGUGUCACUAAUUAUCAAAUGGAAACGACUCUACCGGACUCUACGACUGAUAGUUUCGACGAAACCACGUUCGAGUCUACAACCUACGGUGAAACGGAAACCGAGGAAGUUCCAUCUUCUCGAGUGCUAAAUUGUACCGAAUGCAAAUGCGGUAAUGCGGAGCCCUUGGAGAAAAUCGUCGGCGGCAGUAUGGCCAAGGAAAAUGCUUACCCCUGGAUGGCUGCUUUGUACUACAACAAUCGCUUCACGUGCGGUGGAUCACUGGUCACCGAUCGUUACAUACUGACCGCGGCACACUGCGUCGUGCGACUGACGCCGGCCCGUUUCCGUGUGCAACUGCUCGUUCACAACCGUACCCAGCCUACUACGAACUCGGUGGAACGCAGUGUCAAAUCGAUCAAAACGUUCUUCUUCAACAGUCUGUCGAACAACAACGACAUCGGACUGCUCGAGCUGAUGUUCCCGGUUACGAUCAGCGGCGACCGGUUGGUGCCGAUCUGUUUGCCACCGGCCAAUGACAAUUUGUUCGAAGGUAAAAUGGCCAUUGUAACCGGCUGGGGUAAAACGGCUCUCGGUGGUUUGUCGGAUACGCUGCAAGAGCUGCACGUUCCAGUUCUAUCGAAUACGAAUUGUCGACGGUCCGGUUAUUGGGCGUUUCGGAUUACGAACAAAAUGGUUUGCGCUGGUUUUAUCGAGGGUGGACGGGAUUCUUGUCAGGGUGACAGUGGCGGACCGCUGCAGAUAUUCAACAACGAAACCCGUCGGUACGAACUGGUGGGGAUUGUAUCGUGGGGACGGGCAUGUGCCCAGAAAAAUUAUCCUGGCGUGUACACCAGAGUCAGUCGGUUUCUGCGCUGGAUCAACAACAACGUCAAGGAUUCGUGUGUCUGCCACUGA